GGGCCCUCACUCUAUGAUGAAUGUUGGAGAAGCAUAUAGGAUCCCAUGUUUGUUGAUAUAUUGCAAAUUCUCGGAGUGGGUCUCAAUUUCAUGUUAAUGAACAUUGACGCGGUUAUCUAAUAACCCAAAACUCUCUGAAUUCGCACUAGUAUCUACACACGGGGAAAUUUUCUUAAAUGUAUACAUAUGGGCUGUCUACUGACAAAAAAACGGAUCAAAUGCAUGGAAUGGAUGGCUAUGGUAGGCAACCAACUCUACAUGAUUUUUUUUUAAACUGCUUUACGAUAUCGGUUCAUGAGCCACAGUGAUUGUGAAGUUGGUGAAGAACCACAGUCAAAAAUGGUUUACAUAACCCAAAUGUCUAAAUGAUAUUCAAUUUAAUUUAUCAUUCAAUUAUGAAGUUUGAUUUAAAAAAGUAUUUGAAACAGAUGUAAAUGCCAAUAAGCAGUAGUGGUGCCUCUUUGGAACGGAAAAAAGUGUUUCGAAUUCGAGGCAGCCUAAAUGCUGCAUCAACAGAUUACGAUAAGCCUUCCGAGAAGAAUUUUUUGACUAUCGAACCCGCACUUCCGGUACCAGAAUGUUCGAGGAAGCUUUAUAAGAGAUCAAACAGUACAUUAGUGCCGAGUCUUUCCAAGAAUAAUGAAUGUAUGUACACACCCAUCACACUACAUCCACUACCAGAUGGAACGAUACACAUAUUUCGUACAUCGCAAGAGAAGGAAAAAAAUCCAGAUAGGAUUAGUUUGGAUAGACGUGGUCUUACCGUACUUCCUGUGUUAGACGAUGAAGUCAAUUUAAGACUAUUAUCACUUCAGCACAAUUUAUUGAAUAGCUUGGAUGGGUUUAGACAUCAGAGGUUCAAUUUUUUAGUAUUUUUAGAUGUUUACGAUAACCAGUUAGAAAAAAUACACUGCCUGGAUGGACUGGAAAGUUUGCGAGUUUUACUUAUGGGAAAGAAUAGGAUAAAACAAAUAGAGGGUUUGGAAAACUUGAUGAAAAUUGAGGUCCUCGAUCUUCAUGGAAAUCAGAUUACGCACGUAAAUGGAUUAUCGCCUUUAAGUCAGUUGAAAGUUUUAAACUUAGCAGGCAACCAAAUUAAAAACAUCGGCGCUUCGGACCUGAAAGGUUUGAUUUCUCUUCAGGAGUUCAAUCUGAGAAGAAAUAAACUGAAAAAGUUAUUGGGAUUCGGCGAAACGGCGAGCUUACAGAAGUUGUUUCUAAGUAAUAAUGAACUGCACGCUGUGGAAGAUAUGUGCAGUUUAGCUAAAGCAAUCUCAAUAAGGGAAAUAGCUGUAGAUAACAAUCCGAUAUCAUUGGGUGGAGACUGUGUAUCAUUUUUGGUUUCUUACCUGCCGCAGCUAACCAUUUUAAAUGGCAUGCAAAUAACUGAUCAAGUCCGAAAAGCCGCAAUGGCGUGGAGGCGCAACAAAGAGUUCUCAAGCACGGCCUUCAUGGAUUUAACGAGCGACGUAUGCUUAAACGUGCGAAGAGAAGAGGUGAUAUCAAACGCGCGGACGAAUUGGGAACUUCUUAGGUCACAAACUAAAUGUCUAUCUACGAAAACCUCAGCAGCUGUUAAUAUUACUAGAAAUCUUAAGCCCGACUGUGAUUUUAUAUUAACGUCUUUAACGAAACCGGAAUUUAAAAGUAACGAUAUGCGAAAUAAACCACGCGUGAUUGGUACCGCGACCAAGACGCCCUUCUUGUUUGAUAAGAGAAAUUCGUUAGCGCGCACGUCUUCGCAAGAUUCUCAAAAUACGUCUUCAUCAAACACGUCCAACAAUGAAUUCUUUCGGCUUCCACCCAUUUUGGUUCCCAUUAUUAACAAAAUGGAUCAACAGAGCGAGGUGGUCUCUAAAGAAACUGUGAAAUCGUCAGGAAGUCUGUCGAGUAUUGGGCCAAACGUCGACAGUCCAGUCAGUUCAUUAUUGAGUAGUACGAGUUCAAGUUCAGGUGAAAGCUCAGACGAUGAGGAUAGUAACAUUGCGCCAACCGACAUAGUUAAGCACGAAGAAACAACCCCUCCCGAUGUUAAUGCUGAUGGUAACUCCAAUGAAGAAACUGUUGCAGUCGAUAACGCUAGCGUGAUGUCCACAAGUACAUUGAGAUCAAACGUCACGCUACCAAGUACAUCUGAAAGCGACAAAAGUAUUAAUAGCACAACGAAACCUAGAUCAGUAAAAAGCGCGGCAGUCGUAAAACCUUGCCAGUCAAAACUUCGAUGCAGGCCUCUUACCGCAAAACCCAAAAAAGACCCUUCUUCAGACACACAGCUUGAAAAAGACAGAGAACAAGGUGGAGAUUAUUUGAUUGAAAUAUGUGGUCGCCAGUUGAACAUUUACGGCCAAGGCGCUUUAAGAUUCAUCGAUAAAUCCUGGAGUAUGUCGAAGGUGAAAGAUGUCACUGUCGUCAAUUUUAAUUACAUAAACUUUAAUUCAAUUGUGGGCGUCUUAAAUAAGCUCAAGCAUCGAUUUCCUAAUACUGAUAGCUUUGUGUUCAAAGAUACUAAUAUUCAAUACAUUGGACAGUUAAACGCGUUAGCCGAAAUUCAGGGACUUUCGUCGCUUGUUAUCGAAACUGAUGGCAAUUCAAUUGUGCAGAAGAACUGGCAAUCGUACGCUGUGUACCGGCUUGCCCACUGGGGCUUGCGGUUCAUUAAUGGGAAGGAAAUUAGCGAAGAGGACAUUCGCGCCGCCAACGAAGAGUACCAAAGUUUAAGCGAUAUUGUCUUAUGGACCCUUCCGAAUACUUUGUUGCAACCUCUCUUGGUUCGACUGCAAUUGGAUGUUAGUCAAAAGAUUCCCGAACAAAAUGCAAAAAAGUGGUUACUAUCAGCCGACCCUGCGUUAAGAAGCGUUGUGAUAAAAGAAGCGCUUCAAUGGAAACGUGUGCUGUCGCAGGAUGAUCUAUUACUAAGGCAAAAAGCUAAAGGGUAUAUCGGUUCGAUGUUAGAAGAAACUUGCAAUGCAGUCGCCAAAUUGAGAAGGUUGGAUGAAGAAUGGUCAGUGAUACUACACGAAACUGUACGAAAUAUAUUAUUAGACUAUACACAAAUUGAUAUGUACAUGAAAACCAAAUUGCAAGAACUGAAGAGAUUGUAAUUCACACUGCCACCAAAUUAGUAUUAUUAUAAGUACAAAUUAAGUUAAAUUUCUUAUUAUUUAU
Molecule: messenger RNA, 3165 nt
Organism: Photinus pyralis (common eastern firefly)
Lineage: Eukaryota; Metazoa; Arthropoda; Insecta; Coleoptera; Lampyridae
Product: leucine-rich repeat-containing protein 49
Exons: 8
Coding region: 435-3101 (888 amino acids)
Molecular function (GO): protein binding
Source: RefSeq, a predicted model, not a curated record